AUGAUGACAUUAGGAUCUCCAGCCCAUGAGAAAGCCAGGCAAUGCUGUGUUCUCAAACAGGUGAAUUCCAGUGAUUUUUUUUUUUUUUCGCCAAAGAGCUUACACACUCAUCUCAGGAAGAUGAGACUAAGCCAGAAGACUGCAUACCAGAUGUUCCAGACAAUGAACAUGCCAGGGAACUUCUGGUCCACGCACCAACCAAAGGACUUUGGAUGCCACUGUGGAAAGAAGUCAGAGUCAUGCAGUGUGAGCGUGGAAGAGUUUCAAGUAACACCCUCAAUACACACAAGUUAUAGACCACUGUUUACAAAUGAGUUCACUUUUAAUUCAUUCUCACACCGCGUUGUUAAAGUCAGGGCAUGA
Molecule: messenger RNA, 363 nt
Organism: Rangifer tarandus platyrhynchus (Svalbard reindeer)
Lineage: Eukaryota; Metazoa; Chordata; Mammalia; Artiodactyla; Cervidae
Source: the annotation of a GenBank genome assembly